CCUCUCUGCCCACUGCAGUUGCCGAAAGGAAAGGGAAGGAAGGAGGUAAGACACGGACGAUGGUUUCGCUCAAGCUCCAGAAAAGGCUCGCCUCCAGCGUCCUCAAGUGCGGUCGCGGCAAGGUCUGGCUCGACCCCAAUGAAGUCAGCGAGAUCUCCAUGGCCAAUUCUCGCCAAAACAUAAGGAAGUUGGUCAAGGAUGGUUUCAUCAUCAGGAAGCCGACCAAGAUUCACUCUCGCUCUCGUGCACGUCGUAUGAAGGAGGCUAAGAGAAAGGGACGUCACUCUGGAUAUGGUAAGCGCAAGGGUACCAGGGAGGCAAGGCUUCCUACCAAGAUCCUCUGGAUGAGGAGGAUGCGGGUGCUCAGGCGGUUGCUUCGCAAGUACCGUGAAUCAAAGAAGAUUGACAAGCACAUGUACCAUGACAUGUACAUGAAGGUUAAGGGUAAUGUUUUCAAGAAUAAGAGAGUGCUGAUGGAGAGCAUUCACAAGUCAAAGGCUGAGAAGGCAAGAGAGAAGACUCUGUCUGAUCAAUUCGAGGCUAAGCGGGCAAAGAACAAGGCUAGCAGGGAGAGGAAGCACGCCAGGAGAGAGGAACGCUUGGCUCAGGGACCUCAAGAGAAAGCACCAGCACCCGCUGCCCCAGCUGCAGCUCAACCGACACAGGUAUCCAAGAAAUCAAAGAAGUGAGUGCUCUACGAGGAGAACUGAUGGAUUGAUGACUUGUUAUGGUCCAUUUGUGUCGACUUACUUUGCUAGAUUAGUUUUAACGAGCAAGUUUGUUCGUUUGUUUUGGACGUCAGUACUUUAUUUUCUAGUUGAAAGAGAUUUCAAAAUCGGCGUACUCUGUAUGAAGUUUAGUUUCUUUUAUCUAUUGAUCGGUUUUUGGUCC
Messenger RNA from Pyrus x bretschneideri (Chinese white pear), 891 nucleotides. RefSeq names its product 60S ribosomal protein L19-1. Gene Ontology annotation, biological process: translation. Gene Ontology annotation, molecular function: structural constituent of ribosome; RNA binding. Lineage: Eukaryota; Viridiplantae; Streptophyta; Magnoliopsida; Rosales; Rosaceae. Gene Ontology annotation, cellular component: ribosome; cytosolic large ribosomal subunit. The record is from RefSeq and is a predicted model, not a curated record. Bases 60 to 689 code for a protein of 209 amino acids. The transcript has 5 exons.